GUUUUCUUGCCCGUCAAGACUCAGGCUGCUCACUUUUUCAUCGUCGACGCUCACCCCACCGCUUAGUCCUUCCGUCGGCGAAGACCCUGCGUGGCUACGUCAGAAGGUGCUGUCGAGGACGGCGGUGUGACCUGCAUUGCUGCUGAAGACGCUGCCUCAGAAACUUCCGUUGCUGCAAGCAGUAUGACUAAGGCGGAACUAGAUGUUCCUCAAAAGGGUGGAUUCAGUUUUGAUCUGUGUCGGAGGAAUGAGAUGCUGCUGAAGAAAGGUGUUCAACCACCAUCUUUUCGGAAAACUGGAACAACAAUUGUUGGGCUCGUUUUUAAGGAUGGGGUCAUUCUUGGAGCUGAUACAAGGGCUACAGAAGGGCCAAUUGUCUGUGACAAGAAUUGUGAAAAAAUCCAUUACAUGGCACCGAAUAUAUAUUGUUGUGGAGCUGGAACUGCUGCUGAUACAGAGGCAGUAACAGAAAUGGUUAGUUCUCAGCUAGCCUUGCAUCGUUAUGCAACUGCUCGAGAAUCCAGAGUUGUCACUGCCCUUACCCUCCUCAAAUCUCAUCUCUUCAGCUAUCAAGGUUAUGUUAGUGCUGCCCUAGUACUUGGUGGUGUUGAUGUUACAGGACCUCAUUUGCAUACUAUAUAUCCUCAUGGUUCCACUGAUACUCUUCCCUUUGCAACAAUGGGUUCUGGAUCACUGGCAGCAAUGUCAAUGUUUGAGUCUAAGUACAGAGAAGGCAUGACGAGGGAUGAAGGAAUACAACUAGUAUGCGAUGCAAUCUGUGCUGGUAUCUUCAAUGACUUGGGAAGUGGAAGCAAUGUUGACGUCUGUGUCAUAACUAAGGGACAUAAAGAGUAUUUGAGGAAUCACCAGUUGCCAAAUCCACGUACAUAUAUCAGUUCAAGAGGAUAUUCAUUUGAGAAGGGCCGAACUGUGGUUUUGUCAACAAAAACCAAGCAGUUGAAGGAGCUGGUGGAAGUGACUGAAGGUGAUGCAAUGGAAGAAUGAGUUGAACAUUGGCCCUGCCCCAUAUGGAAGGUGGAACUGUAAUCAUUAAUCUAUUGAGCCAUUUCUUUGGCUCAUGACUUUUAUUUGUAGCUUCUCUGUCUCUCUUCCCCACUUUUCACCACCCUCUCUUUUGUCGUACUUGUCAGGUUGACUGAGGUUACUGUUAUUGAUGAUUCAUUACUGAUA
Messenger RNA from Nymphaea colorata (pocket water lily), 1191 nucleotides. Its product is annotated as proteasome subunit beta type-7-B-like. The transcript has 9 exons. Gene Ontology annotation, cellular component: proteasome core complex. The record is from RefSeq and is a predicted model, not a curated record. The coding region runs from base 184 to 1005 and encodes 273 amino acids. Gene Ontology annotation, molecular function: threonine-type endopeptidase activity. NCBI's taxonomy places the organism in Eukaryota, Viridiplantae, Streptophyta, Magnoliopsida, Nymphaeales, Nymphaeaceae.